GUGUGCGUGUGUGCUGCUGUCAAACACAGCCGGCGGUUCAAUAUAUUUUCUAUAAUUUUUUGCUUGGCAUAUUUAAGUGUUUUUAAACAAUAAAAGUUGUGCUGUUUUUGUUGCGAAGCAUCUAGCUAAAUAGUAUAAUAGUAAAUUAAUAAGUGCUGUGUUUGUGUUAUUGGGAUAUCAAUGUUAGAACCUCUUCAGUCAACGUUUAAAUCUUCUUCUAAGUGAUAUCCCACAAUAAAAACUCCGAUUUCAGAAAACAUGGAUAUAACAGCUCAAAUGCAAGAAUUGACAAAAGAGAUAAAGGAGAUGCGCGCCGAUAUACAACAAAUCAAAGGUUUUAUGGACCGGCAGAACGAAAUAAUAGACGAUCUGAUGAAAGGCCACCAAGAAAUGAUGAAACGUAUGGUGAAGCAAGAGCAAGAAGCUGAAGAAGAAAAGAAUAUACAAAGACCAGUAUUUCCACUAUUGACGCAAGAAGAUUUAGACAAUGCCGAGGCUUUUAUUGGAAUGGAUGAAAGAAAGAAAGAUGAAAUGACACGAUUUCUUAAACCUCUUUUGAUGCCUGUGGGUCUCAAACAAAGACUAGUCUAUGUAUUAUCUGAGGAUAUUAUUUUGAACUACAAUCUCGAAGGUACACAUGGCAAAAAACGCAUGUUGCAGUAUCCAAAACUGUUGAGUGUUCUAUAUAGUGCAACUGACCGCCCCGGCUGGUCUUACAAAUUAUUCUUAGAUGACUUGCGUCGAGGUUUUCAAUUUGGCAAGAAAAAACAUUUUAGACAAAAAUGUCGAACGAACAAAUUAUCCAAACCUUCAAGGAAUCCAUUGUCAAGUGGCCAAGAAGACGAUGAUGAUGAUUCCGAUUACUAAUUACCAGUGACAUUACCCAAAAACCAAUGUACAUUUAAGCAUAAUAUUAAGUUUGUACUUAAGUAAGAAACGAUUAUUAAAACGUUUAAUAAAGACUAAAGAAUAGAAAUUUUAAACAUAAAAUAAUACAA
Molecule: messenger RNA, 998 nt
Organism: Anastrepha obliqua
Lineage: Eukaryota; Metazoa; Arthropoda; Insecta; Diptera; Tephritidae
Exons: 5
Coding region: 259-867 (202 amino acids)
Source: RefSeq, a predicted model, not a curated record